GUCUUUGGUUGAUUCAGAGGUUGAUAUUCAGAUUUAAUAUAUUGGUUUUGAUCAUCGUGUUGAGAUACAAGUUGGUUAAGAUUAUCUGAAAUGUCUUUCAGAUUUUUCUUUCUUUUUCCUAAGAAAUCCAAGGUUGAAGAAGGAGAUUGGGAAAAGAAGAGAUAACUCAGUGUAAUCGUUGUUCUUCAACACGAAUUUUGGUUGUGCUAUAUAUAUAUAUAUAUAUACAUACACAUCGAUAUAAGUAUAUAUACAACUGUUUUUGUAUAUCUGAAGUGAAAUUGUUGCUGUUGAUCCAUCGAACUUCUCUCCUUCUACUGGGAUGUCGACUACGGUUAUGAGUGAUGCGAUGAUGAUGCCGGCGACGGAGUCGCCGCCGGUGACGGCGAAUCUGAGUUCUCAGACGACGGAAGUAGAGUUUGCCGUUUGCGAUUGCUGUGGAUUAACGGAGGAGUGUACGCCGGCGUACAUGGAGAGGAUUCGAGAAAGGUAUCAAGGAAAAUGGAUCUGUGGAUUAUGUGGAGAAGCGGUGAAAGAUGAAAUCGUUAGAAGUGAAAGGCUGAUCAGCACCGAAGAAGCUAUGAAUCGCCAUAUGACGUUUUGUAGAGCUUCUAGAUCAUCAGGUCCGCCACCUAAUCCGGCGGUGCAUUUGAUCGCCGCCAUGAGACAGAUUCUCCGGCGAAGUUUGGAUUCACCUAGAUCUCUAAGGUCUAUGCCUAGUAGUCCAACGAAGAACAUCGAUAGCAGUUCACUUUCUCGAUCUGAAAGCUGUAUGCCAAAUCUAACCCUAGCUGUUGAUUCAUCCUCGUAUCCUGAAUUGAAAGAAGCUGAUGAAUGAUCCAACAGAAUCCGCCAUGGACGAACAAUGUAAGCUUCAAUUCCUUGAUCAAAAAAAUCCGCCAUGAAUGAACAAUGUAAGCUUCAAUUCCUUGAUGCUGCAAACAGGAUUUGGGAAAAAUUAGAUGAUUAAUUUAGAUUGAGACAGUAAUUGUACCCAAAAUCAUCAUAAUUACUAGAGAUUAAGAACGGUUUCAUCUUAUAUUGUUCUUCCUGCAA
Molecule: messenger RNA, 1056 nt
Organism: Cynara cardunculus var. scolymus (artichoke)
Lineage: Eukaryota; Viridiplantae; Streptophyta; Magnoliopsida; Asterales; Asteraceae
Exons: 2
Coding region: 323-838 (171 amino acids)
Source: RefSeq, a predicted model, not a curated record